AUGAGACCUGCAAAAUUUGCUGCAGCUGAAGAUAUUGCUCUGGUUCAUACACCAGAGUAUAUUAACUCAAUAAAGCAUACUUGUUCUCUACCCGAUGAUGAUAGGAACGAAUAUGCUUCCAAAAUUUUUGAUGAUGUAUACCUGACUAGGAAGUCAUAUGAGACUGCACUUCUUGCUGCUGGUGCAGUAAUUGAGGUUGCUGAGAAAGUUGUUAAGAAAGAGUUGGACUCUGCUGUUGCAUUGGUAAGACCUCCCGGGCAUCAUGCUGAGGCAGAAACGGCAAUGGGAUUUUGCAUUUUUAACAACGUGGCCGUCGCAACAGCUGUUCUACUGAGAAAAAGGGAAGAGCUGAAUCUGAGCAGAAUAUUAAUUGUGGACUGGGAUGUCCACCAUGGGAAUGGUACCCAGAAAAUGUUGUUGGUGUCACAUAAAACUUCUGGUUCUAAGCUAUUUGGUAUUAGUCUAAGCUUUAGGAUUAGUAUACCAGACACAAACAUGGAAGAAUUUAACAUAAAACUUCAUACGUACGACCCUGAAAACUUUUAUCCCCGAAACAAGGAUGGAUCUCUCUCAAAGAUUGGAGUAGGAACUGCCACAGGAUUCAAUGUAAACGUACCGUUGGAGGAACCGAAUUAUGGCAAUGCGGAUUAUACAGCAAUAUGGGAUCAUAUUUUAAUUCCAGUUACCAUGGGUUUCAACCCUGAUCUCAUUUUCAUAUCUGGAGGAUUCGAUGCAGCUGAAGGAGAUCCUCUCGGUGACUGUACCGUUACUCCAGAUGGAUUUAGCAUGAUGCUGAAGAAGUUAAUGGCUUUUGCGGGAGGAAAAAUCGUCGUUACUUUAGAGGGAGGCUACUCUUUAGAGGCGUUAUCUAUGUCAGUUUGCAUGUCAGUAGAAGCUUUGCUUCAAGGAGUGCCUGAUGAAGAGUUAACCGAAGAUGAUGCUUCCAUGAAGAGUUCAACUUGGCCUCUAAUUGAAAGGAAAAUUGCCAUCUUGAAAACCAGGCUGGGGGCGACCAAAAAAGAGAAUGUAAUGCUUAAGGAUAUCUUUGAUCGGACAGCUAAACAAUUUCUGAAAUUGUCUAGUAGCGGUUCUGGUGAACAGGUGGAGUAA
Papaver somniferum (opium poppy) is the source of this 1110-nucleotide messenger RNA. RefSeq names its product histone deacetylase 18-like. Gene Ontology annotation, cellular component: histone deacetylase complex. Bases 1 to 1110 code for a protein of 369 amino acids. The transcript has 8 exons. Gene Ontology annotation, molecular function: histone deacetylase activity. NCBI's taxonomy places the organism in Eukaryota, Viridiplantae, Streptophyta, Magnoliopsida, Ranunculales, Papaveraceae. Gene Ontology annotation, biological process: chromatin organization. The record is from RefSeq and is a predicted model, not a curated record.